AUAUCACGCGCACAUCCCCCUACUCCGGAGCUCGGUCACUGCUCGCGCGGCGUGGUAGCCGGAGAUGACACUUCUUGCUCCACUUUCUCUUCCCCUCCGCCUCGUCUUUCUCUCCCUCCUCCUCCAUCUCUCCUCUUCCGAGGUCUUCUUCGAGGAGCGCUUCGAUGAUGGUUGGGAGAGUCGAUGGGUGAAAUCGGACUGGAAAAGGAGUGAAGGAAAAGCCGGUUCAUUCAAGCACACCGCUGGAAAGUGGGCGGGAGAUCCAGAUGACAAAGGAAUUCAAACGCACACGGAUGCUAGGCAUUUUGCAAUUUCAGCGAAGUUCCCAGAAUUUAGUAACAAGAACAGGACACUGGUGGUCCAAUAUUCUAUAAAGUUUGAGCAGGACAUAGAGUGUGGCGGUGCUUACAUCAAGCUUCUUUCUGGUUAUGUCAAUCAAAAGAAAUUUGGCGGUGAUACUCCAUACAGUUUCAUGUUCGGGCCUGACCUAUGUGGCACGCAAACAAAGAAGCUUCAUGUUAUACUCUCCUACCAGGGACAGAAUUAUCCUAUCAAGAAGGAUCUACAAUGUGAGACAGACAAGUUAACACAUGUCUACACCUUUAUUCUUAGGCCUGAUGCCUCAUAUAGUAUUCUGGUCGAUAACCGGGAAAGAGAUUCUGGAAGCAUGUAUACUGACUGGGAUAUCCUUCCGCCUCGAAAGAUUAAGGACAUUAAUGCAAAAAAGCCGCUAGACUGGGAUGACAGGGAAUAUAUUGAUGAUCCUAAUGACGCUAAGCCAGAGGGAUAUGAUUCUAUUCCACGUGAAAUUCCUAAUCCAAAGGCUAAAAAGCCUGAUUCAUGGGAUGAAGAUGAAGAUGGAAUUUGGAAACCGCCAAAGAUACCAAAUCCAGCUUAUAAGGGAUCAUGGAAGCGAAAGAGAAUCAAGAACCCAAAUUACAAGGGGAAGUGGAAGAUCCCCUGGAUCGACAAUCCAGAGUUUGAAGAUGAUCCAGAUCUGUAUGUGCUAAAGCCUUUGAAAUAUGUUGGUAUCGAAGUGUGGCAGGUAAAGGCUGGUUCAGUUUUUGACAAUAUUCUGAUAUGUGAUGACCCAGAGUAUGCAAAACAAGUUGUAGAAGAAACUUGGGCGAGGAAUAAAGAGGCUGAGAAAGAGGCCUUUGAGGAGGCAGAGAAAGAGAGAAAAGCUAGAGAAGACGAGGAAGCCAGGCGUGCAAGGGAGGAAGGUGAGAGACGGCGGCAAGAGAGGGGAUAUGAUAGGCGACAUCGUGACAGGGAGAGGUACAAGGAUAAAUAUCGAAGGCGUGAUCACCGGGAUUAUUUGGAUGAUUAUCAUGAUGAAUUAUGAGAGCCCUAAAAUUUUAGAGUUUAUGAUGUGCGGAUCGAAACAAGGCAUGCAUUUCGUAUUAUCGUGUUAUUGUAUGGAGUCAUUGGUGCUGGUCGCAGUUAGUUCCAGUUUUGUAUGUUUGGAUGCUAUACCCUCUAAGAACUCUCUCCUCUAUCUUCUUGCUCCAUUCAGGAGGAACAAGUUAAGCUUGAACCUCCACCAUGUUGUAUCAAUAAUUUUAGCUACAGCAUUGAAAUGAAAGACCUAACUAUUCAAAUUGUUUGGGGCUA
Molecule: messenger RNA, 1614 nt
Organism: Ananas comosus (pineapple)
Lineage: Eukaryota; Viridiplantae; Streptophyta; Magnoliopsida; Poales; Bromeliaceae
Product: calreticulin-3-like
Exons: 14
Coding region: 65-1345 (426 amino acids)
Biological process (GO): protein folding
Cellular component (GO): endoplasmic reticulum membrane; endoplasmic reticulum
Molecular function (GO): calcium ion binding
Source: RefSeq, a predicted model, not a curated record